ACGCGUCAGUCACGUCAGUAUCAGUAGUAAAUAACCAUGAACGUUCGUGAUAUGUACUAAGCUUUAAGAUUAAUUCGUGGCUUUUGACAGGGAAAGAAGUCCUUAGGAUCCUUCGGCAGACUAAAAAAGUUCCCAAGUAUUUGCAGUGAACGAGAGGUCAAGUGAACAAGACUCGAUCGCCUUCAUAGUUCAAUUAUUAGGUCACCGCGCUUGUCUUUUGGCCUAAAUUUUAUGUUAUACCAUAAUCAAGUCUACCGCCUUUAGCGGUUUUAGCAGCUGACAUCUCAAGGUAUUUUUCGUGGAUAAUCAUUCAAGUUUUAGGUAAUUCGAUAGAAAAGCUCAGCUGUGUUUAGUACCAACCCUCCGGGAGGAACGUCCGAACCAUAAACAAAAGACGUGAAGGAAAACUGAUUCCAGAGACCGCCACUAUUUACCAUUUUUAUUCGCCUCUCGCCAAUUUCGAUAAACAAGUGGAUGAUGAUGAUCAUGAUGAAGAUUCUGACUCACCGCUCUGAUAAGAGGCCGAUGGAAUGGAAAUCCGAUUGGCUGUGUUGGUGUCAGACCGAACAGAAGAAGGCAGUGGACGAGGAAAAAGAUAAGAUAAAAGAUUCUGAAAAUACGAUACAAAGAAGCAUCGGUUACACUCCACAAGGACCACCCAGUUAUUCAUACAGAUACGAGGUAGAUGUACAUACGUGGUCAACUCGAUCUUCCUUCCGCCCAGUAUAUCUUCCAUUACUAACUUCGGCCAACGGUACCGUGCUCUCAUUAUUCUAUGAGAAUUUCUAGUGAUCCGUAAUUAGUUGUCUCUAUUUGGGACCUAAUCUACACUUAGGAAUUACAAAAUUGUGUAUAAAUGUUUGAUCUUUAUCACAUGAAUAAAACUGAU
Messenger RNA from Macrobrachium nipponense, 889 nucleotides. RefSeq lists its product as uncharacterized. The record is from RefSeq and is a predicted model, not a curated record. The transcript has 5 exons. The coding region runs from base 475 to 789 and encodes 104 amino acids. NCBI's taxonomy places the organism in Eukaryota, Metazoa, Arthropoda, Malacostraca, Decapoda, Palaemonidae.